CUUUUUUUUUUUUUGAUUCCUUUUUCUUUCCUUUAUCUUUUUCUUUUCAUAUCUUUAUAACAUUCAUCAAUAUGUCUCCUGUUAAUGCUACCUCUGGCUUUGGUACCCGUGCUAUUCAUGCUGGCCAAGAACCUGACCCUAUCACUGGUGCUGUGAUUCCUCCUGUUUCUUUAUCUACUACUUUUAAACAAACUGCUGCCGGUGUUCACUCUGGUUACGAAUACUCUCGUUCUGGAAAUCCUACUCGUCAUAACUUUGAAACUGCUGUUGCCGCUUUGGAAGGUGGAAAGUAUGGUCUUGCUUUUGCUUCUGGUUCUUCAGUUACUGCUACUAUUUUGAAUACUCUUCAUUCCGGUGCUCAUUUGAUCUCUGUCAAUGAUGUUUAUGGUGGUACUUACCGUUACUUUACCAAGGUAGCUGUUCACAAUGGUGUCGAAGCAACUUUUGUUGAUCUCAAUGAUGCUGCCAAUGUCAAGCCUCAUUUUCAAGAAAACACAAAGCUUGUAUGGGUAGAAUCUCCCACUAACCCUACUUUACGUAUUAUCGAUAUCCGUGCUAUUGCUGACUAUGCUCAUGCUCAUGGUGCUCUUCUUGUAGUUGACAACACUUUUAUGAGUCCCUAUUUCCAAAAUCCUCUUGCUCUUGGUGCUGAUAUUGUUGUCCACUCUGUUACCAAGUACAUCAAUGGCCACUCUGAUGUGGUAAUGGGUGUUGCCGUUACAAACAAUCAAUCCAUCUAUGAAAAACUUCAAUUUAUGCAAAAUUCCAUGGGUGCUGUACCUUCUGCCUUUGAUUGUUUCCUUGCUCGUCGUGGUUUGAUGACUCUUGAAAUUCGUAUGCAACGUCAUGCUGCCAACGCUCAAGCCUUGGCUGAAUACCUCGAAACUAAUGAUCUUAUUGAAGAAGUCAUCUAUCCUGGUUUGCCAUCUCAUCCCAAUCAUGAACUCGCCAAGCAACAACAACGUGGAUUUGGUGGUAUGAUUUCCUUCCGUGUCAAGGGUAAUUUGGAGAAUGUCAACAAAUUCCUUGGUAACUUGAAAUAUAUUACUUUGGCCGAAUCUUUGGGUGGUGUGGAAUCAUUGAUUGAAUUGCCUUGUAUUAUGACUCAUGGUGCUGUCUCUGCUGAAGAUCGUGAAAAGUUGGGCAUCACUGAAAACUUGGUUCGUAUGUCUGUUGGUAUUGAAAAUAUUGAAGAUUUAUUGGCAGAUCUCAAACAAGCCUUGGAAAACAUGUAAUAGAAACGUUGUUUGGAUUGAAUUGGAUACCUAGAAUUAGUAUGCUUAAGGAUACUUAGUUUAGUUUGGAUUAUUGUACAUAUUUUAUAGACCCUCUUUUUACUUUUUAUUUUUUUAUUUUUAUUUUUAUCCUUUUUAUUAAUAAUCGUGAUGCAAUAAAACUGGGCUACCUUUUUUUUUUUUU
Halteromyces radiatus is the source of this 1419-nucleotide messenger RNA. RefSeq names its product Cys/Met metabolism PLP-dependent enzyme-domain-containing protein. Gene Ontology annotation, cellular component: cytoplasm. Gene Ontology annotation, molecular function: pyridoxal phosphate binding; cystathionine gamma-lyase activity. Bases 72 to 1235 code for a protein of 387 amino acids. Gene Ontology annotation, biological process: transsulfuration. The transcript is spliced from 3 exons. Lineage: Eukaryota; Fungi; Mucoromycota; Mucoromycetes; Mucorales; Cunninghamellaceae. The record is from RefSeq and is a predicted model, not a curated record.